AUGGGUCCUGGCCGCCGUAUGAAAAAGCAGGGGCCUCCUGCCACCCUCGAAGAACUCGGCAUCAAUCUGAAACGAAAAUCCAAUGUGGAUGGGCCCAAAGAACCUGCGAAGAGACGACGGAAGGCCGCCGACCAUGGCCCCAAGAAACUGGUGGAGCUUGACCGGACGCUUCGCAAUGAGCAGCUUCCAAGAUCAAAGGAAGGCGUGAGCAGCGGCAAGGACAAGAAAAACAAAAAAUUGGUCAAUAGGGAUGCUCAAAUCACAGUCCCGCCCGCCCUACUCGCUCCCUCUGAUGAGGAACAAGAGGAAGAGGACGACAUUGACGCCGCAGACAUUUCCCUUGAUGAAAUUUCCUCCUCGCAACUCGAAGAUGAUGAACUCGCACAAGCGGAUCUUGACCAAGAAGUCUCUGACGACUCGGUCUUUGAUUCGGACCCGGACGAACAGCCCAGACGCAUGUUUUCUGACGACGAGGACGAUUCCGACGCCGAAGCCCAACUGACCGCCGCGAACAUUGAAGGUCUCUCCAGAAAACUCGACCAGCAGCAAGCAGAGGUUGAGGCCGAGGCCCAACAAGAGUUGGAAGAUGCUGCACUACAGACAAACAUUGCAAAAGACGAGGGUGUGUUGGAUUCCGUGGCUGCGCAAGGUCUCGCUCCAGACCUAGCUCUCAUCCGAAAUCGCAUGACGGAAACCAUUCGCGUCCUUGGAAACUUCUCCGAGUUGGCGGACAAGACAAAAUCACGGACCGAGUACAUCGACCAGUUACUCUCAGAUAUAUGCACCUACUAUGGCUACACGCCGUACCUGGCCGAGAAGCUGUUCUCGCUCUUCACACCCGCCGAAGCUUUCGCCUUCUUUGAAGCCAACGAGACCCCUCGACCUGUGGUGCUCCGAACCAAUACUCUGCGUACGAACCGUCGAAGUCUGGCUCAAGCCUUGAUCAACCGUGGUGUCGUCCUGGAACCCGUUGGGAAAUGGUCAAAGGUCGGCCUACAAGUGUUCGAAGCACCCGUGCCCUUGGGUGCAACACCAGAGUAUCUUGCAGGAGAUUACAUAUUACAAGCUGCUUCGUCAUUCCUGCCGGUCAUGGCACUGGCUCCUCAACCAAACGAAAGAAUUCUUGACAUGGCUGCCGCCCCUGGUGGAAAGACAACCUACAUCUCAGCUCUGAUGCGCAAUACCGGGGUGGUGUUUGCCAAUGAUGCAAACAAGCAGCGUGCCAAGGGUCUGAUUGGCAAUAUCCACCGUCUCCACUGCAAGAAUACCAUUGUCUGCAACUACGAUGCUCAAAAGGCCUUUCCUAAAAUUCUGGGGGGCUUCGACCGGGUCUUGCUGGAUGCGCCGUGUUCAGGUACCGGAGUCAUCGGCAAGGAUCCAAGCGUCAAGACGUCCAAGAACGAACGCGACUUCCUGGCCUUGCCUCACAUGCAGAAACAACUUCUACUGGCGGCCAUCGACUCGACGGAUCACAGCAGCAAGACGGGCGGGUACAUUGUUUAUUCCACCUGCUCAGUGACCGUGGAAGAAAACGAAGCGGUGGUCCAGUAUGUGCUCAGAAAGCGGCCCAAUGUCAAAAUCGUCGACACUGGCCUGGGGAGCUUCGGGUCUGAAGGUUUCAAGAGCUACAUGAACAAGAAAUUCGACGACAAGAUGUCCCUGACCAGACGCUAUUUCCCGCACCGCGAGAACGUUGACGGCUUCUUUGUCUGCAAGCUGAAAAAGACCGGCCCGAUGCCCAAGAAUCCCGGGCACUUGGACGGCGCCAAGACAGCCGACUCGACGACGUCUGCCGUCAAUGGCGAAAAGGGUUCGGCCCUUGGCCUGGAGGAGGGGGCUAAGCCUGGCGACGAUUUCGGCGGGUUCGAUGACGAGGAAGAUAAACAUAUCCUCGAGCGGGCGGAGAAGAAAUGGUUGAAGGCUCGAGGGCUGGACCCCAGAGUUGCUGACCGAAAGAAGGCCGCCGGAGCCAAGGGGAAAGAAGGGAAGAAGGUAAAUGGAGGAGGGAAGAAAAAGACCAGCGGUGACAAAACGAAAAGCUGA
Molecule: messenger RNA, 2043 nt
Organism: Capronia epimyces CBS 606.96
Lineage: Eukaryota; Fungi; Ascomycota; Eurotiomycetes; Chaetothyriales; Herpotrichiellaceae
Exons: 1
Coding region: 1-2043 (680 amino acids)
Biological process (GO): rRNA base methylation; maturation of LSU-rRNA
Cellular component (GO): nucleolus
Molecular function (GO): RNA binding; rRNA (cytosine-C5-)-methyltransferase activity
Source: RefSeq, a predicted model, not a curated record